AUGUGUCAGGGGAAGACAGCCGAUGAAUUGAUUGAUCCGCCUGACAUGGAGAAACUGGACAAUGGCAGCGCGACGACGUCGCCGUACCUUCCACUGCCGUCCCCCGACAUUCUCGCCGACCUAGACCUGGGCCUGGGAAUGUGCGGGAUAGCGUCCAGUCCUCCAACCACCAUAAGAGGUUCGUCGUCCGGUGUCCAGGCGACCGAGGUCCAGGAAGCUGUUGCGCAUCCCAGUCUCAACCGGUCGAAUCAAUUGCCGUCGUCGGAUGCGUGCCAUCCUGGUCACAGUAAGGAUGUCAGUGCCGACCCCCCAUCCCCAGAGCAUUCUAAGCGUCCGCAGACUCGGAUUGAUGACAUUCUCUCCUCUUUCCUGGGCGAUUCAAGCGAAGCCUUAGAUUCGGCGCGCCUUGUCAAAUUGGUUCUUGCCAACCAACAUCUGAUUGAAGAGCAACAGACCGUCUCGGCGAAGCGGUCGCAAGUACGCGAGCUCCGACAAGCCCUGAAAUACAAACGGGAGGAGGAAUCAAUUCUACGGACGGCCUUGAUGAAGAAACUCAACGCUCUGUUUGCCCAGCAGGACCUUUCUAAGUCUCUGGUCCAAGAUUACGAAGUCUUGCAGCUGACCACCGAGGCGUACGUACAGCUGGAAUACAGUUACCACGACGCUGAAGACGAGCUGGAGCAACAAGAAUACAGGCUUGGCAAGUCCAUGAAAAGGUUCGCUAGCCUAUCAUACAAGAGCCCAAUGCGCACCUCCCUGGACUCUAUCAAACAUACCUUGGAAGAUGCUUCUCCCGACGACAGUGAUGGCGCUUCCUCUAUGGCCACUACCGCCCAGAACCACCCUCAGAGUAUGGUCGAUUAUCUCUCGCGUAUGGGGGAUGUUCGUCUACUUCACGAACAUCUCAUGGAUCUGGACUCUCAAUGGCUCGCCAUCAUGGAUAAACAUAAACAGCGGAGCCCCCUUCAUCUGCCUCUUGAUGACGAAUCUUUGGAAUUUCUCCGCACCUACGACGAAGAAAGGAGGAAGAUGUGGUACGAGCUCAGUCAUGCACAGUUGGACGUCAAUCAACUUCGCUCCAUCUGCGAGGAAAAUGGUCUGUUAACCGACGAUCGCACGGAAAGCUUGGGGUUCCUGUACCCCUUAGACUCCGAAAGUUCCGCCAGGCUAAGCGAUGAUCCUCUCAAGCUCUCCGUCGAUGAAGGCUCCUCUUUCUUCUUCGAACCUCAGACAGCGGCCCAGCUCCAUCCUACCAUGUUUAUCAACAAGUGGCUUCUACACCAACUCCGCAGCUCAUCCGUUGAAAUUCACCGGCUGAAAUCGCGUCCCGAACUCCAACCCCUAUGGGACCGAGGCUUCGACGACACCAGCAUCAGUCGCUGGGCUCUUAGGGAGUGGUUCAGUGACGAUGCGGGCCUCUCCUCACGACCUCCCAGUACUCUCCCACUGAAUGAAGAACAAAUCCCGACCACCGAGUCCGUCUUAUCCCCAGAGAAGAAAAGCAAACCGGUAUUUUCAAAAAGCCGCUCCGUACCGCUUCUUCGCAAAGUCUCAGUCGCUCACAAGCUUCGACAUUCGUAUUCCACGUCGUUUCGCAAUCGCUGA
Molecule: messenger RNA, 1605 nt
Organism: Aspergillus melleus
Lineage: Eukaryota; Fungi; Ascomycota; Eurotiomycetes; Eurotiales; Aspergillaceae
Exons: 1
Coding region: 1-1605 (534 amino acids)
Source: RefSeq, a predicted model, not a curated record